Pecten maximus is the source of this 2505-nucleotide messenger RNA. RefSeq lists its product as uncharacterized. NCBI's taxonomy places the organism in Eukaryota, Metazoa, Mollusca, Bivalvia, Pectinida, Pectinidae. The record is from RefSeq and is a predicted model, not a curated record. The transcript is spliced from 3 exons. Bases 648 to 2198 code for a protein of 516 amino acids.
GGCGGCGACCUUGUUUGAGACAAGCCUCGCACCCGUCGCCCUGGGCGAGACAAGCUGUAUGACAGGGACUGACACUUAGACCUCGUGUUCCUCUGGUUAGAGCCGUCACAGAUAAGUAGGAGUCCUACGGAAACACUACCUAUUCGUCUCGUUAACAGUCCACACACGAUCCGUGGGCAUGCUUGCACCGUUCCGCCGAUUGUGUCACUCCAGUUUGCUUCCUGAGGGCACCGUGCACGAAUUUUCAUCACAGCAUGCAUUUCAACAGGAAGGAUACCAACACAACAUAAACCAGUGAAGUGAAGAGACAAUCUUUCAAGAAACAGGAAAUGCAAUUAUUGGAUUAAAUUUACCGGAAGUGCACUAAACUGUGAGACUAGGCCGAACACAUUUCGAGGAUCGCAACCUCUUUCGAUUAUUGUACUUCUUUCGUUCUUUCAUACGGCUCAGUUAUCAUGAUGCUAACAUUCAAUUAGCCUUUUUAAGAAAGAAUGUCUCGUUAGAAAUCACGAGAUUUUAAGAAAGUAGGUUCACACACGCGACGUCAGGGAUAAAAAAUGUAAUGCUAUCACAAGGAAUGUACCAGAUCACGUAAACGGGGCGCUGACCAACUAAUGGUGCUCUGAAGCGCUCGUGCAGAAAGCGUGAUGGGAGGCUCAUUGAUUGGAAUAUCACUUUAUAUAUUGUCUUGUUUAUGUGUUACCAUAUUUGGGCAUGCACGGUUAUGGGAGCCACCUGCAAGGUCAACAAUGUGGAGGAGAGGUUUUCAAUCUCCGGUCAAUACUAACGACAACGAACUGAACUGUGGCGGAUACGAGAAUCUUUGGAUAAAAUUUAAUGGAAUGUGCGGGAUUUGUGGAGAUCCGUAUCAACAACACCCACGCGAAAACGAGGCUGGCGGGAAAUACGCUACUGGCACCGUUUCACGUCACUACAAAACCGGUGACAUCGUCACAUUUUCUGUAGACGUCACUGCCAAUCAUGAAGGGUAUUUCGAAUUCCGGUUGUGUCCUGCGGAUGGUGCUGUAACUCAAGCAUGUCUUGACCGAUAUCCAGUUCCAGUAAUCGGCCAUUCUGAUGGCCGUUACCACCUCAAGGCGCAUGAGAACGGUAUCAUUGAUAUGAAGGUCAAACUUCCCGCCAGUCUGGCAUGCGACAGGUGUUUGCUUCAAUGGCGAUAUCGAACAGGUAACCGCUGGAACUGCGAUCAGAAGAGCGGCAAAUGCGGUAAGGGACUUGGUUCACAGGAGGAGUUUUACGGAUGUGCUGACAUUUCUAUUUUGGACUUCCGGUUAUCCAUGUCACUUCCUGUUUCUAAGCCAGUUAGCAACUUCAGACGAAUUACCAGUCGGACUCGCAAACCUGUUACCAGGAUGGUCAAAAGACCGACAAAAACCGUACGCGUCCGAAACAAAAUCCCAAAUACGGCUACUAAACAGAUGAAAACGGCGAACUAUCAUCAAAAGUCAAUUCCGAAAACGGUGAUUCGCAAAGGCAAGCAAUUAGAUAAUUUAAGUGGCGUAUUAUGGAAACUUUUGAAAAGUUUGACGAAUAGGGAUCCAAGUGGAAGAAACGUAGCACUGGUCAAGUGGGACCCACAAAGUCGGAGCUAUAAGUCAAACAUCGUUUACGUCCGUCCAAAGGUUGGACAAUUACAUUCUGGACAACAGGGUCGCCUUUCUGUGAAUAACGUGCGUUCCUAUUGGCCACCUCAGCAGCCAAUGAUUGUGGAAGCUACAGUAGACAAGCCCCAGACUGGUCCGGUCAUUUUGUCUGACCCGCCCUUUGAACAAGUGCUUAAGAAAAAAAUACCUCCAUCAGUUUUUGGAAAUUUGAAAAACAUUUCAACUUGCAUAGGAGCGAACAAUUUCGCCAAAGUUUCUGGCAUUGCAAAAUGGUGUACAGUCAAUUGUAAAGCAGGAAACUGUCCGCGCGUGAUGUGCACGUGCACAAGGGAUGCAAAAAGAGCACGUAUAGAAAAUAAAGCUGUUGCUUCACGCGUAAAUCCUUUCCGUCCAGUUCUACGUUCCGGGGGAAAGAACAACCAUAUUUCCUAUAAAAAACAACCCAGUACCUCAUCCGGUUUGUUACGAUGUAAAGGGGUUGGACAUUUUUCACGUGAUCAACAGAUCAUUAGAUGGUGCAAUUCGAACUGUAACAAAGGAUUCUGUCCAAAACAUAUGUGUAUUUGUAUAUAGAUAUUUAUUUAUAAUACUCGGAAAACUCUCAGAGCAGGAACAUAAUUAUAUUCGUCGUCAAAUUCUGCAUCGUCAUUACCUUACUAGUCAACUCCAGUUCAUAGUGUUACAUAAGACUGUAGUACUUGUCAUCUUGGACUCGUGUAGAAAUUCUAAUUAAGAUUGAACGACAUUGACACAAAAUUUUAUAUAAUACCACCGAAAAAAUAAAAACUAUAAAAUCUUUUAUCCAAUCAAAUUGUAAGCAUUACAUUUGUUCAAAUACAUUGUACAUAAAAAUUAAAGCAAUUCUAGUACGGCUAUCGUC